AUGCACUCGCCCAAUGGACUGUCGGGGAGCUUGAGUCAAGCCCGCGAGUCCUUCCCCGUGCAGGGGAAAUCGCAGGGACGCAUGGUUUUCGAAGAUGCGACGGGACUGGCGCCAGAUGAGCUGACCUCCGUCUGCCCUGGGCAAUGCACGCCGUGCCUUCUCCUCCUCCUCCUCCGCCUCCUCCUCCUCCUCCCCAACCUCAUCAGAAUCGGAUGCCACCAGGCUGCGCAAAAAUCGAAUUUGGAUGCGGUCGCCAGCUCCAAGGUCCGUUGCUCCAAGGAGAAACCGACCUGCUCCCGCUGUCGCCGCCGCGGGACUGUCUGUGAGUACUUCGCCAUCAAACGACCGGGCCGCAAACCGGAGAGUCGCGCUGAGGGGGGCGACAGCGGUGGGCGGCAGCCGCAGCAGCAACAGCUGCAGCUGCAGCUGCCGCUGCCUGCCCUCGACGCGUCGCGCAGCCUCCCGUCUCCCGAACAGUCCUCGACCCCCACGCCCGUCGCCACCACCCCCGUCAUCCAUGGCUACCCUCCGCCGGAUGCCGCGGGCAUCGGGCCCAGCCUCUCCCCCCGGGGCCUGUCGUCCGAGCUCUUCGACGGAACACCCACCCUCCAUCCGGCCUGCUGGACGUCGUCCACGGAUGACUGGACCUUAUCCACUGCACUGACCACCUGGUGCCCCGACAAUUGGGACGAUUUCUUCUCCAUCCCAGUGCUCACCGAUCCGCCCGACGCUGGUGGUGGUGGCGGCGGGGACGGCUUGGGCGCGAUGGCCCCGGACCUCUUCGUGGACGGGAGACCCGCCAUGGAGCAGACCUCCGUCGGCGGGAUGCAGGAGGAUACGAUCUACCUCUUUGGCCCGACCGCUGCCGCCGACCCCUGCGCCGGGACUGCCUCCCUUCCUCGCGCUCCGAUCCCGAGGGGCGGUGGGGCGACGCCCGCGGAGGAGCAUCCCCGUGGCGCGGCCACCUGCCAGUGCCUGCUCGACGCCCUCGAGCUCCUGAAGCGCUUCGUGGCCGAGGAAGCCGCCGCUGCGCAUGGCGGGAUGGACCUCGACGCCACGGUGACGGGGAACAGUCACGCGACCACCGUGAUGACCGAGAUCCUGCACUGCCCAUGCUCGCAGCGCGACGGCUACCUUCUCAUCCUGCUGGCUCUCGUCGUUUGGAAGGUCCUGGACCGGUAUGCCGCGGUAGCACUGCCCCAGAGCCGCAGGAGCAGCAGCAGCAGCAGCAGCAGCAGGAGCAGCAGUAGCAACAGCAGUAGCCACAGCAGUAGCCACAGCGAAGAGACUCCGCCGCCGCUGCUCGCCGGGCAGCGGGUCCUGGGAGAAUUGCAUGGGAUCCAGCGCGUAAUGAACCAGCUCCGCCCGCGGCUCUCGACGUACCAGGGUGGCGGCCAGGCGAGCGCAGGUCUGUGGCCGCAUCUUCUGCCGACGGGGCCGGAUGCCUUACCACCACCACCAUCACCACCACCACCACCCCCCGUGGCAGGCUCGUUGGAGCCGGAGCUGCACCGGCGCCUCAGUCAUCUCUCCGCGGAAAUCAUCCAGUUCUUACGUCAGGCCGACUAA
Molecule: messenger RNA, 1569 nt
Organism: Aspergillus uvarum CBS 121591
Lineage: Eukaryota; Fungi; Ascomycota; Eurotiomycetes; Eurotiales; Aspergillaceae
Gene: tpcE
Product: Zn(II)2Cys6 domain-containing transcription factor tpcE
Exons: 3
Coding region: 1-1569 (522 amino acids)
Biological process (GO): aflatoxin biosynthetic process; regulation of DNA-templated transcription
Cellular component (GO): nucleus
Molecular function (GO): zinc ion binding; DNA binding; DNA-binding transcription factor activity, RNA polymerase II-specific
Source: RefSeq, a predicted model, not a curated record